AUGGCCAACAUCACAGUGACCCACAGAGACGGCCGUGUAGCCCAGCUGGAGCAGGUGUACAUCCGAGGCAGCAAGAUCCGAUUCCUCAUUCUCCCUGACAUGCUGAAGAACACACCCAUGCUAAAGAGUAUGAAGAACAAGAACCAGGGAGCUGGAGCAGGAAGAGGCAAAGCUGCCAUUCUCAAAGCACAAGUGGCUGUCAGGAGUCGAGGACGUGAAGGGAUGGGAAGAGGACAUAUUUUCCAGAAAAGGCGAUAG
Messenger RNA from Oncorhynchus kisutch (coho salmon), 258 nucleotides. Its product is annotated as small nuclear ribonucleoprotein Sm D3-like. The transcript has 2 exons. The record is from RefSeq and is a predicted model, not a curated record. Gene Ontology annotation, biological process: RNA processing. The coding region runs from base 1 to 258 and encodes 85 amino acids. NCBI's taxonomy places the organism in Eukaryota, Metazoa, Chordata, Actinopteri, Salmoniformes, Salmonidae.